GACUGCUUAGCACGUCGUACGGAUGCGAAGCCCGGGCAACUGAACAGCGAGAGCUCACCGGAGGAUCUCAACACUAUACCCAGUUUGUGUACGUCACCGGUGGGCUCCACGACCCCUCCUGACCCACUUGGCCAAGACUUUUCAUUCCACAUUUUUUUUUGCCACCGGCUUUUACUUAAACCGAACCCCAUUACUCUCCGGUGUCUUUAUGGAGCUAUUCACUCCGAUCCGGAUGUACUGGCGUGAAGCGGGAGUCUGAUACCUGCCGACUGUCCGCGGUGAGGAAGAACCGAACAUGCAACCGAGCCGAGCCCGUCUUUGUGCGACCCGCAGCUCAGUUUGUGGGGGCCUCGUCUGAAGCAGAGUUGACAUUCACACACCAUCCGUCUAGCACAAUGAGACUAUGACCGGCGAUGUCAGAGAGCCACAGAUUGUAGACUUUACACUUGCUUCUUGAUCUCGCCACCGAAAUACUUCCAAACCACCUGUACUGGCCACUGAGCUUCUGGGCCACUUGCUAACAGGGCACAAUGGCCUCUUCACUGCGGAGGUGUCCACUCUUUGCCUGCCUCUUGCUCCUUCUCUGCUGUUGCCACUCGUCACAAGGGUUCAGCCGUGCCGCCUUGCCUUUUGGUCUAGUCAGGCGGGAGCUCUCGUGCGAAGGAUACGCAAUCGAUCUACGCUGCCCGGGGAGUGAUGUCAUCAUGAUCGAGACGGCCAACUAUGGGCGGACCGAUGACAAAAUCUGUGAUGCCGACCCGUUCCAGAUGGAGAAUGUCAACUGCUAUCUCCCUGAUGCCUACAAGAUUAUAUCACAAAGGUGCAACAACCGUACGCAGUGUGUGGUUGUCACUGGCUCCGAUGUCUUUCCUGACCCAUGUCCUGGCACCUACAAGUACUUAGAGGUCCAGUAUGAGUGUGUUCCCUAUAUUUUCAUUUGUCCUGGGACUCUGAAGGGCAUAGGAGACGCCACCUUCUUCUACGAGGCAGAGCAGCAAGCGGGGUCGUGGUGCAAAGAUCCCCUCCAAGCUGGCGACAAGGUCUUUUUCAUGCCCUGGACGCCAUACCGCACGGACACACUCAUCGAGUACGCCUCUCUGGAGGACUUCCAAAAUAACCGUCAGACAACUACAUAUAAACUGCCGCACCGUGUCGACGGCACCGGCUUUGUGGCGUAUGACGGCGCCAUCUUCUUCAACAAGGAGCGCACUCGCAACAUUGUCAAGUUUGACCUGCGCACACGCAUCAAAAGCGGCGAAGCCAUUGUGAACAAUGCCAACUACCACGACACGUCGCCAUACCGUUGGGGCGGCAAAACGGAUAUCGACCUGGCGGUGGAUGAGAGAGGCCUGUGGGUGAUCUAUGCCACCGAGCAGAAUAACGGGCGCAUUGUAGUGAGCCAGCUCAAUCCGUAUACGCUGCGGUUCGAGGCCACAUGGGACACGGCCUAUGACAAGCGCUCAGCAUCCAAUGCCUUCAUGGUGUGCGGCGUGCUGCACGUGGUGCGCUCCACCUAUGAGGAGGGUGAGAGCGACAGCAGCAGAAGUCAGAUAGAUUACAUCUACAACACCAAGCUGAACCAAGGGGAGUACACGGACAUCGCCUUCCCCAACCAGUACCAGUACAUCACCUCCGUGGAUUACAACCCCAGGGACAACCAGCUGUAUGUGUGGAAUAACUUUUAUGUCCUCCGCUACGACCUCGACUUCGGACCGCCGGAUCCCGCUGAAGUGGCUCCAGUGGGAGAAUUCCCCGCCUCAUCCUCCCUGCCCAUGACCACCACCAUCUUGGCCACCACAGCAGCGCCCACCGCCAAGAGACAAGGUGACACCACAGCAGGAGGAGCGGACCCGAGGGACGGUAGAGAUCCGUUUGAGGACACCCGUGGCUCAGCAACAGUGGAGCCCACUGCGCCAGAGCUGCCACCCACGCCCAGACGCUUCUGUGAGGCCACCAGGAGAAGGGCCAUCGACUGGCCCCAGACCCACACAGGCACCACUGUGGAGAGACCCUGCCCCAAAGGCACCAGAGGCGUCGCCUCCUUCCUGUGCACGGUGGCAGGUACCUGGUGCUCCAAGGGCCCCGACCUCAGCAACUGCACCUCCCACUGGGUGACUCAAGUGGCACAAAAGAUCCGAAGCGGCGAAAAUGCGGCCAAUCUAGCGAACGAGCUAGCCCGGCACACGCAGGGCCCGGUUUUCGCCGGUGACGUCAGCUCUUCGGUACGCCUAAUGGAGCAGCUCGUGGACAUCCUGGACGCUCAGCUGCAGGAGCUCCGUCCCAGCGAGAAGGACUCAGCUGGACGCAGCUUCAACAAGCUUCAAAAGCGAGAGAAGACAUGCAGGGCAUACAUGAAGGCGAUCGUGGACACCGUUGACAACCUCCUGAGGCCGGAAGCGCUGAAGUCCUGGAAAGACAUGAAUUCCACAGAACAAACGCACGCCGCCACAAUGUUACUGGAUACCCUGGAGGAAGGGGCGUUCGUCCUUGCCGAGAACCUGAUCGAGCCGGCCAUCGUCAAAGUGCCCGCUGAGAACAUCAUGUUGGAUGUGUACGUGGUGAGCACAGACGGCCAGGUGCAAGACUUCAGGUUCCCUCAGACCAGCCGGGUUGGAGCCUCUCUUCAGCUCUCCUCCAACACGGUCAAAGUCAACAGUAAAAACGGUGUGGCUAAGUUAGUCUUUGUGCUGUACAAACACCUGGGUCAGUUCCUGAGCACGGAGAACGCCACGCUGCGGGGACUUGGAGACUUGGACAAACGUAACCUUUCCCUCACUGUCAACUCCCACAUCCUCUCAGCCUCCAUUACCAAGGAGUCCAGCCGUGUGUUUGUGGCCGACCCUGUGAUCUUCACGUUGGAGCACCUGGAUAAGGAGCACUACUACAAUCCCAACUGUUCCUUCUGGAAUUACUCAGAGCGGAGCAUGAUGGGAUACUGGUCCACUCAGGGCUGCAAGCUGCUGGACACCAACAAGAGCCACACCACGUGUUCGUGCAAUCACUUGACCAACUUCGCCAUCCUCAUGGCUCAUCGAGGAAAUGUGGGAAAGGGGAGCGUCCACGAGCUCCUGUUGUCUGUCAUCACCCGGAUGGGCAUCGCCGUGUCUCUGGUGUGCCUGGCCAUCAGCCUCUACACCUUCUGCUUCUUCAGGGGUCUGCAAAGCGACCGCAACACCAUCCACAAAAAUCUCUGCCUCAACCUCUUCAUCGGAGAGCUCGUCUUCCUGGUGGGCAUCAACAUGACCGAACCAAAGCUGGUGUGCUCCAUCAUUGCUGGUGUCCUCCAUUUCUGCUUUCUGGCUGCCUUUGCCUGGAUGUGUCUGGAGGGCGUGCAGCUGUACCUCAUGCUGGUCGAGGUGUUUGAGAGCGAAUUCUCCCGCCGAAAGUACUACUACAUGACCGGCUACCUCUUCCCAGCGGCGGUGGUGGGCAUCUCAGCGGCCAUCGACUACCGCAGCUACGGAACGCCACGAGCGUGCUGGCUGCGGGUGGACAACCAUUUCAUCUGGAGCUUCAUAGGCCCUGUAACUUUUGUAAUUUUGGUCAAUGUCAUCUUCCUGGUGGUGACCAUGUACAAGAUGGUGAAGCACUCCACCUCUAUGAAACCCGACUCCUCAAGGCUGGGUGGUAUCAGGUCGUGGGUGUUGGGAGCGUUUGCUCUCCUUUGUCUUUUGGGCCUGACGUGGUCCUUUGGCUUGUUCUUCCUCAAUGAAUCAUCCAUCGUGAUGGCUUAUCUCUUCACCAUCUUCAACACCCUUCAAGGAAUGUUUAUCUUCAUCUUCCACUGCCUCCUGCAAAAAAAGGUCCGUAAAGAGUACAGCAAAUGUUUCCGUCAGUCCCAGUGCUGCGGCGCCCUGCCACCUGAGGCCUCCCACAGCUCGGUCAAGACGGCCACGUCUCGAACCACGGCGCGCUACUCGUCGGCCACCCAGAGCCGCAUCAGGCGGAUGUGGAACGACACAGUGAGGAAGCAGUCGGAGUCGUCCUUCAUCUCGGGAGACAUAAACAGCACCUCCACACUCAACCAGGGCAUGGCUGGCAACUACCUCCUAACUAACCCUCUCCUCCGUAGCCACGACACUAACCCUUAUAACAACCUGCUGGCAGAAACUGUGGUGUGCAACACGCCCUCUCCACCGGCCUUUCACUCUCCAGGACAGCACUCUCUGAGCAACAGCAGGGACAUCAGCGCCAUGGACACCCUCCCCCUCAACGGCAACUUCAACAACAGCUACUCCCUGCGAGAGGACGACUAUGAGACGGUGGGCGUGCGAGCCCCGGGCGACGUGGGCGGCCUCAACCUGGACGACGCCGCCUUUGAGAAGAUGAUUAUAUCUGAGAUUGUGCACAAUAACCUGCGGCCCCGCGCCGCCCCAAAGGCUCGCGACACUCCGCGGGAGAGGGACGCACCCCCGCCCCCACAGACUCGUGUGAUCGUGGACCGGAGUAGCGGCAGCGAGGACGACGCCAUCGUGGCGGACCACGUGGAAGCCUCGUCCCCGCAGAGAGGAGCCCCUCAAGGAGGCCACCCGCCUUUGGAGCUGCUCCUGCACCCCCACCACAAGGAGGUCCUGGAGGCGCCCCUCCUGCCCCAGAGGACACACUCUCUGCUUUACAGCGCCCACAAGGCUCCCAGGCCCCUGGGGGGACAGCUGGAGAUUGGCGACGAGACUGUGAUGACGGCAGAGGAUGCUAGCAACAACAGAGACUCGCUUUACACCAGCAUGCCCAAUUUGAGGGACUCGCCCUCCGCUUCUCCAUACCCUCCUGAAGAGGAGGAGGAAGACAAGCACGAGCUCUCCCCUUCGGUCCAAAUUGAGGACACGUAUCAUAAAAGCAUGCCCGAGCUAGGCGACACGCCGCCGCUUUCUUACUACCAUAUAAACCGAGUGACCAGCGACGGUUGCGUGCUGCCCCCGCCCACCCCUUCAGAGCACUGUGAACCGGAGGGGGACACCCCGAGUGACGGACAGAUGCAGCUCAUCACCAGCCUCUGAGCCCCCGGAGGGGGUGGGUGCUUCGGGUUGAUUGGACUUUUUGCACACUAAAUGUUCUUCUGAGGCCUGAAUGUGGACUCUGCUGUCGGACUAACGCAGCACGGACAGAAAAAAACUCCCAGUAUUCCCAGUGAAGAACACAUGGCACGCUCCUGGGGGGUCUUUUUUGAGGGUGGCUCCAGUGUCACCAUUGUACAAAAAAAAAAAAAAAAAAGAAAAAAGAAAACCACUAAUUCAGACUCAGGCCUUAUAUUUUCUCUCUUGCACAUUAUCCAAGUAACAGCUAAAGAAAAUAUAUUUUGCUGUACCACUCGUGUAAAAGGUAGAGAAAAAUAUGAAAGGAAAAAAAAGAGCCGGCAACCAUUCAAUAGUUUCUAUAGUUCUUCGAUGUUAAUAGGACUCUUCUCCAAAAGGAGGACUUUGUUUUUUCCUCUCACACUUCACUUGUAUGUUCAAAUAUUAUUAUUUUUUUUUAAACAGUAUUUGAGAGAUGUAAAUCCACACGUCUGCUUGAGGGAUUUUUUUUUUUACUUGAAGCAAAUGUGUUAUGUUAUUUUGCGGAUCUUCCUUUUAAUUUAUUAACAGAAGUAUUUGCUUAAAAACUACAAAAACAAAAAAAGGUUGUUGCCGCACUGAUUAGGCUCAUGUCUUUUUUUUUUUUUGUAAGAGCUAGUCAGCUGGUAUUUAAUUCAACUCCUGUUUGAUAUCAAAUAAAUGUGAAUUUUGUUUU
This is a messenger RNA of Dunckerocampus dactyliophorus (ringed pipefish), 5727 nucleotides long. RefSeq names its product adhesion G protein-coupled receptor L2-like. Gene Ontology annotation, biological process: brain development; adenylate cyclase-activating G protein-coupled receptor signaling pathway; cell surface receptor signaling pathway. NCBI's taxonomy places the organism in Eukaryota, Metazoa, Chordata, Actinopteri, Syngnathiformes, Syngnathidae. Gene Ontology annotation, molecular function: carbohydrate binding; G protein-coupled receptor activity. Bases 531 to 4997 code for a protein of 1488 amino acids. Gene Ontology annotation, cellular component: membrane; neuron projection. The record is from RefSeq and is a predicted model, not a curated record. The transcript is spliced from 22 exons.